Messenger RNA from Didymodactylos carnosus, 1221 nucleotides. Lineage: Eukaryota; Metazoa; Rotifera; Eurotatoria; Philodinida; Philodinidae. The record is from the annotation of a GenBank genome assembly.
AUGAAUAUCUGCCACAGCCUCUCGCAAAUCGGUAUGAUUUACUAUACAAAGAAUCAGUUUGCACUGGCACUCGAGCACUAUAAAAAAGCCUUGAGGAUUAGAGAAGCAUUCGAUCUGUACGAAACCGAAGACACAGGAACAAUACUAAUGCAAAUUGGUUUGGUACUCUGUAAGCAAGAAAAGUAUGAGGAGGCCCUGCCAUACUAUAAAAAAUCUUUGGAAAUCAAAGAACGCAUACUACCAUUUGGUCACUUUGAACUGAUCGAUUGCUUGAUUAGUAUGGGCAACGCUUAUCGCGAUCUGGAGGAUUUUGAGCUAGCAUUCCAGUGCUUCCAGCAGGCAAAACAGCAGGUGGAAGUCGAAAAUGCUCCUGAGAAAAUUAAUUAUAUUCGUCUCUCUCGUCUCACUGAUAAUAUAGGUAUUGCAAUUGGGCGACUGCAUGGCGAGGAUGAUGACAAAGGAAGACUAAAAGGGCUCGAGUGUCGUCUGGAGGCCGUACGUCUACUCUCCAAAGUCUAUCCACGUUUGAACUAUGCACAGUGGAUGGAAACAAUCGGCGAUGCCUUCUAUGCUUACGAUUACUAUGCAGCGCCAGGACAACCGACAACAAUUAUCAAUGUGCCAAUGAGAAUCGUUCAAACCGGCGGUGAAUUCGCGUUUUCUCCAGGAUUUUCUGGUCCUGUAUUCCCUUAUCUGAAAGCGGAAAAUGAUAAUCUUAAGAAAGAACUUCAAAAAACCCACACAGAGAAGGAAGCUCGAAUGCCUAUUAUUGUUGAUUUACCACUGACUCUCGAAAAAAUCAAUUCUGGCGCUAUCGAAGUAAUACAUGGUCAAUCAGUAUGCGUUCCAGCAGGAUGUCUAACAGCGGAAAUUUUCACCUCGGUGCAAGAAAAUGAACAAGAUUAUUCAGUUAAUAUGCCACCACUCAUUGUACGUAUUCAAGAAAUACCACAUCAGGCAUAUUCAACACAAUGUCGUACAUUACAUGUACCUUCAAUAAAUGGAACAGAUAAUCAUAAAUUGGAAAUUACCGGAAGCGAAAUAAUAAAAAAUGACACGGAACAUACGAUUCGUUUAGCUGGAUUACCUAAUCCAAAUAAUCUAGAAAAAUAUGGAGAUAUCAUUGUCAAAUUUAUUGUUCAAACUCCAUCUGCACUAGAAGAACUUUUGACUGUGGCAGACAUGUUAAAGGGACAAAAAACACAAACGCUUAUGGAGUGA